Messenger RNA from Eubalaena glacialis (North Atlantic right whale), 5344 nucleotides. RefSeq names its product ankyrin repeat domain containing 50 (gene ANKRD50). The coding region runs from base 765 to 5051 and encodes 1428 amino acids. The transcript has 4 exons. Gene Ontology annotation, molecular function: protein binding. NCBI's taxonomy places the organism in Eukaryota, Metazoa, Chordata, Mammalia, Artiodactyla, Balaenidae. The record is from RefSeq and is a predicted model, not a curated record.
ACCUCCGUCCGUGGCCUCUCCAAGGUGGCCCCCCUGUGGCUCCUUGGGGCUGUUGAAACCAAAGGUGGUUCCCGUCGCUGGGAAUCCCGGAGUUCCUUUUGUCUAUCAGCUGAAACUAGAGGCCGGAACUGUAGGCGAACACUCACCGGUCCUGAAGUCCUCUGCUCCUUAUCCCUUUCCUGCCUGGAAGGCACUCUGCCCCGCAGCCUUUUCUGCGGCCACAGUAGUAGAUUUCAUUCCUAACCCCCCUCCGAAACGUUCCCCCCUUCGGCUCAGAGGAAGGAAGGAGUCCCAUAGUACUUGUGUUCGGAUUUAUCAUUCAUAUACAGACUAACGCUUGCGAUCUGGAAAAGCAUUUUGUACAAAUUGAAAGAUUGGGCUUUCUCUUCAGUUUUCCAGAUGUAUUGUCUCAUCUGCAUACUUGAAACAUCCACAAUCACAUGAACUCCAGAUGUAACCAUGGAGUUUUGCGACCCAUCAAGAUAUAGGAAAAGUGUUGGCCAAGGUUCGGGACCAGGCAGUUUUCCAUCAGUUCAACAAUUAAUAUAAACUAUUAUAUUCUCUGCUGAUUAUCAGGAAUAAAGAGCCAAAUAAAGUCAUGCACAUUCUGUUGGCAGACGGACUAUGUGGCUGUUGAAUUUUACUGUAACUGGUUACUCUUGUCAUUCAAACUCAACUUAAUAUGCAAGUUACGUCCUAAUGGAUGUAAAGACCUGUGUUGAUGUACCCAGAUUCUAGCAAAUGUUGACGCUAAGAAACCUAUUAUGACUAAUCCUUGGGAAGAGAAAGUCUGCAAAAUGGCUCAAACGAGUUUACUGCAGGGGAAGCAGUUUUACUGUAGGGAGUGGGUUUUCCACAAGCUUCAGCAUUGCCUCCAGGAGAAAACUAACUGCUGCAACAGUGCUGUCAACACACCACCCCUUGUAAUGAAUUCUGGGAAUAAUGCUAGUGUUGUCUCUGGCAAAGGAGCUGCCUGGGGCGUGUUAUUGGUAGGAGGGCCUGGCAGUGGCAAGACAGCCUUAUGCACUGAGCUCUUGUGGCCAAGUUCACCUACAAGCUUGCAGAGAGGCUUACAUCGCCAGGCUUUGGCCUUUCAUUUCUGCAAAGCCCAGGACUCUGAUACUUUGUGUGUUGGAGGGUUUAUUAGAGGUCUGGUUGCCCAGAUCUGCCGCAGUGGACUUCUCCAAGGAUAUGAGGACAAGCUAAGGGAUCCAGCAGUUCAAAGCCUCCUACAGCCCGGGGAAUGUGAGAGAAACCCAGCUGAAGCAUUUAAAAGGUGUGUUCUGCUCCCUCUUUUGGGAAUGAAGCCUCCCCAGCAAAGCCUCUAUCUGCUUGUGGAUUCUGUGGAUGAAGGAUGUAAUGUUACCGAAGGUGAACAGACGUCUACCAGCUUAUCUGGGACUGUGGCAGAGCUUUUAGCUGGUCACCACGAGUUCUUUCCACCAUGGCUAUUACUUCUCUGUUCUGCCCGAAAACAGAGCAAAGCUGUUACUAAAAUGUUUACCGGUUUUCGAAAAAUAAGUUUAGAUGACCUUCGGAAGGCAUAUAUCGUUAAGGAUGUUCAGCAGUACAUUCUUCAUCGCUUAGAUCAAGAAGAAGCUUUGCGACAACACCUCACAAAAGAAACAGCAGAGAUGUUAAAUCAACUGCACAUUAAGAGCAGCGGAUGCUUUCUUUAUCUAGAACGAGUUCUCGAUGGAGUUGUAGAAAAUUUUAUUAUGUUAAGAGAGAUUCGUGACAUCCCAGGAACUCUAAAUGGUCUGUAUCUCUGGCUGUGUCAGAGACUUUUCGUAAGAAAACAGUUUGCAAAGGUUCAGCCUAUUUUGAAUGUGAUUCUUGCAGCCUGCCGACCUCUGACCAUAACGGAAUUAUAUCAUGCAGUAUGGACCAAAAGUAUGUCAUUAAGCUUGGAAGACUUUCAGCGCAAGUUAGAUGUCCUCUCCAAACUUCUUGUUGAUGGACUAGGAGAUACUAAAAUACUGUUUCACUAUAGUUUUGCAGAGUGGCUUCUGGAUGUGAAACACUGCACUCAGAAGUAUUUAUGCAAUGCAGCAGAAGGACACCGAAUGUUGGCUAUGAGUUAUACCUGUCAAGCCAAGAAUUUAACACCAUUGGAAGCACAAGAAUUUGCAUUGCACUUAAUUAAUUCAAACUUACAGUUAGAGACAGCUGAGUUAGCUCUGUGGAUGAUAUGGAAUGGUACACCUGUCAGAGACUCCCUGUCUACACUAAUACCCAAGGAGCAAGAAGUGCUACAGCUGUUGGUGAAAGCUGGUGCUCAUGUCAACAGUGAAGAUGAUCGCACAUCAUGCAUAGUCCGACAAGCCUUAGAAAGAGAGGAUUCCAUUCGGACAUUAUUAGAUAAUGGAGCAUCAGUAAAUCAGUGUGAUUCAAAUGGGAGAACAUUACUGGCUAAUGCUGCUUACAGUGGCAACCUUGAUGUAGUGAAUUUACUCGUCUCUAGGGGAGCAGAUUUAGAGAUAGAAGAUGCUCAUGGGCACACACCACUUACCCUAGCUGCUAGACAAGGACAUACCAAGGUGGUUAAUUGUUUGAUUGGUUGUGGAGCAAAUAUUAAUCAUACUGAUCAGGAUGGCUGGACAGCAUUAAGAUCCGCUGCUUGGGGUGGUCACACUGAGGUCGUUUCUGCACUACUUUAUGCUGGCGUCAAAGUGGAUUGUGCAGAUGCUGAUAGCCGAACAGCUUUGAGAGCAGCAGCCUGGGGAGGACAUGAGGAUAUUGUACUGAACUUGCUACAACAUGGUGCUGAAGUCAACAAAGCUGAUAAUGAAGGUCGAACUGCUUUGAUAGCAGCAGCCUACAUGGGACAUAGAGAGAUUGUGGAACACCUACUGGACCACGGAGCAGAAGUGAAUCACGAGGAUGUCGAUGGCAGGACCGCACUCUCUGUGGCUGCACUUUGUGUUCCUGCAAGUAAAGGACAUGCAUCGGUUGUUAGCCUUUUAAUCGAUCGAGGUGCUGAAGUGGAUCAUUGUGAUAAAGAUGGCAUGACUCCACUGCUCGUGGCUGCCUAUGAAGGACACGUCGAUGUAGUUGACUUGCUUCUAGAGGGGGGAGCAGAUGUCGACCACACAGAUAACAAUGGUCGUACACCCCUGUUAGCAGCAGCUUCUAUGGGUCAUGCUUCGGUUGUAAACACACUUCUGUUUUGGGGUGCAGCUGUGGACAGCAUUGACAGUGAAGGGAGGACAGUCCUCAGCAUAGCUUCAGCCCAAGGAAAUGUUGAAGUAGUACGUACUCUACUGGAUAGGGGGUUAGAUGAAAAUCACAGGGAUGAUGCUGGAUGGACACCUUUGCACAUGGCAGCUUUCGAAGGUCACAGAUUAAUAUGUGAAGCACUUAUUGAACAAGGUGCUAGAACAAAUGAAAUCGAUAAUGAUGGGCGGAUACCUUUCAUAUUAGCUUCGCAAGAGGGUCAUUAUGAUUGUGUUCAAGUAUUAUUGGAAAACAAAUCCAACAUUGAUCACAGAGGUUAUGAUGGAAGAAAUGCACUGCGGGUUGCUGCAUUAGAAGGACACAGGGACAUUGUUGAAUUACUUUUUAGCCACGGAGCUGAUGUGAACUACAAAGAUGCUGAUGGUAGGCCUACACUUUAUAUUUUGGCCUUAGAAAACCAACUUACAAUGGCUGAAUAUUUUUUAGAAAAUGGUGCAAAUGUAGAAGCAAGUGAUGCUGAAGGAAGGACAGCACUUCAUGUUUCCUGCUGGCAAGGCCAUUUGGAAAUGGUGCAGGUUCUGAUCACCUACCAUGCUGACGUCAACGCUGCAGACAAUGAAAAGCGCUCUGCUCUGCAGUCUGCAGCCUGGCAGGGCCAUGUAAAAGUGGUGCAGCUUCUGAUCGAGCAUGGCGCCAUGGUGGACCAUACCUGUAAUCAAGGUGCAACUGCGCUCUGCAUUGCGGCCCAGGAAGGGCACAUUGAUGUUGUGCAGGUUUUAUUAGAGCACGGUGCUGAUCCAAACCAUGCCGAUCAAUUUGGACGCACUGCUAUGCGUGUUGCAGCCAAAAAUGGACAUUCUCAAAUAAUUAAAUUAUUAGAAAAAUAUGGUGCAUCCAGUUUGAAUGGCUGUUCUCCAUCCCCUGUCCACACAAUGGAGCAAAAGCCUCUACAGUCAGUGUCUUCAAAAAUGCAGUCAUUAACAAUUAAAUCAAAUAGCUCUGGCAGUACUGGUGGAGGGGACGUGCAGCCUUCGCUGCGCGGGUUACCGAAUGGGCCAGCUCACGCAUUCAGUUCUCCUUCAGAAUCGCCGGACUCGACAGUUGAUCGGCAGAAGUCGUCAUUGUCAAAUAAUUCCCUGAAAAGCUCAAAAAAUUCAUCUUUGAGAACUACUUCAUCUACAGCAACGGCUCAAACAGUGCCAAUUGACAGCUUUCACAGCUUGUCAUUUACAGAACAAAUUCAGCAGCAUUCGUUGCCGCGCAGUAGAAGUCGACAGUCAAUUGUUUCCCCGUCUUCCACAACACAGUCCUUGGGACAAAGCCAUCAUUCACCGAGCAGUGAGUUUGAGUGGAGUCAAGUAAAGCCCAGUUUGAAGUCAACUAAAACAAAUAAAGGGGGGAAAUCAGAAAAUGCCAGCAAAUCUGGGUCAGCUGGGAAAAAAGCUAAACAAAAUAAUUCUUCACAACCAAAGGUUCUAGAAUAUGAAAUGACUCAGUUUGAUAAAAGAGGACCUACAGCCAAAUCUGGGACUAGUGCACCAUCUAAACAGAUGCCAGCAGAAUCGCAGUGCAAAAUUAUACCUUCAGCUCAGCAAGAAAUCGGUCGAUCGCAACAGCAGUUUCUUAUUCACCAACAAAGUGGGGAACAGAAGAAGAGAAACGGAAUAAUGACAAAUCCAAAUUAUCAUCUUCAGAGCAACCAGGUUUUUCUUGGUAGGGUUUCAGUCCCACGAACAGUACAGGAUAGAGGGCAUCAGGAAGUGCUGGAAGGAUAUCCUUCCUCAGAGACGGAAUUAAGCCUUAAACAAGCCCUGAAGCUUCAGAUUGAGGGUUCUGACCCAAGCUUCAACUAUAAAAAGGAAACACCAUUAUAAAAGGUAACAUUUCAUCAACAUAAAGAAUAAAUGUCCAAAGUGUAGUUCCCUCUACUUAGAAUACUCUUCCCUAAUCCACACGGCCAGUUCCCCCACCUCAUCACUAUUCCUGUUGUCUUCUCAGCAAGACCCUCCCUUGUCACUCUUUGGAAUUUGAAUUCUCCCACCUCCAGCACUCCCUUUCCCCCUUUCCUGCUUUACAUUAGACACAGUACUUACUAUUUAACAUGCUUUAUAUAUUUUAUUUAUUAUUAUGUUUAUUAUUUGUCUCCUCUCUACUGAAAUGUAAGCUU